AUCCUGAAAGUUGAUUCCUUUUUGUCCCGCGAAUUUCCAAAGUCGUCCUCCCAAUUCAAGAUAUCUUCGACUCAUUCGAAUCUCUACUUUUUUCUGGUGUUUGGAUCCAAAUUACAGCGCCGCUAGCAGUAACAGCUCAUUCCUUUGCAAAUUUGUCAUUGAUUUUCUUCCCCGUUCUCCCCUUUAUUUUCUGAAAUUUUCUUGGCUUGUUUUAGUUUUAAGAAAAAUCCGAUCCUCUUAUUGUGUUUUGAAAUAUUUCGGUUUCUCAAAUUCCGGGUUUCAUUGUUUUUGCUUUAAAAGCGGUUAUUCUGGGUUGUAACAAUUAAGGGUUUUGCUUAAAAACCCUAGCCUGUCAAAUCUAGUUUCAUGGUUUUCGUUAAAUGGGUGUUGUAAUUUUAGGGUUAACAUUUUUUCAAUUUUAUCAAUGGGUGCUUUAGCAAGCAAUCGUAAACGCGGCGGAGAUGAAUAUUUCAAUUCCAAUUUCAACCACAAAAAGAAAUCCCCGUAUUCAAAUUCCCUGGAUUUUCAGUUUUUCAAAAAACCCAGAUUUUCUUUGAUGAACCAAAGCCCAGAAAAAGCAAUUUUACCUUCCAACAGGACCGUCUUAAGAAUUUCUCGUUACCCAGAAGCUAAGACACCUUUCCCUAGAGCAGUCCACGCCCCUGUUAGACAUAAAAAAUUCAGGUUACCAGCUUCGAGACACGAACAGAAUUCUGCUAAAGGUGAUAUGGGGAAUUUCUUGAGUAGUAGAUUCAGUAAUGUGAAAAGGCAAGCUUGGGAUGCUUUGAGCCAUUUUAAGAAGGAAAAAGAAGUAAUUUUUGUGGAGGAUGAUGAGAAGAAAGAAAAAGGGGUGGUUACAUAUGAUCUUAGUGUUGAAGAAGUGGAAAUCAUUGAGAAAGGGAAGAAUAAUGUGGAAGAAGAGAAGCAUUUUCAGCCAUCAUCUUCAUCUGCUGUUUCUGAGUUGAAUAAUGGGAGUUUGAGGAGAAUGGAGAGUUCGUUGGACAUGUCUUCAUUAAGGAAGAUUCCCAAUGCGCAAGAUGUUGAAGCUUAUAGGAAGUUGAUGGAAAGUGCAGAGAGGAGAAACCCCAAGUUGAAAGAAUUGGAAUUUCAAAUUGAAUUGAAUGAGAAGCGCAAAGCUGGACUUGAGGCAUUGCGACCCAAAAAGAAACUAGAGGAGGAGCAAGUGGAAGUAUUACCUCCCAAGCCAUUUUUUCCUCUUACUGAGGAGGAGAUUAAUUUGGUGUCUGGUGCUUUUUCUGUUAAAAACGGGACAAAGAUAUUAGUCUCUCACCAAAACUCGAACAUUGAUAUUCGAGUAGAAGUUUUGCAAUGUCUGAAACCAGGCGCAUGGUUGAAUGAUGAGGUCAUUAAUCUAUAUCUUGAACUACUGAAAGAACGGGAAAACAGGGAACCAAAGAAGUUUCUAAAGUGUCAUUUCUUCAGCACUUUCUUCUAUAAAAAGUUAGUGAAUCUGGACAGUGGCUAUAACUAUAAAGCUGUCAAAAGAUGGACUUCGCGAAGGAAGUUGGGGUACUGCUUAUUGGACUGUGAUAAAAUAUUUGUCCCCAUACACAAAGACAUACAUUGGUGCUUGGCAGUUAUUAAUAAGAAAGAUCAGAAAUUCCAAUACCUGGAUUCACUAAAAGGAAAAGAUCCCUUCGUGCUGAGAGCACUGGCAAAAUACUUUGUUGAAGAAGUGAAGGACAAGAGUGGAGAGAACAUCGAUAUAAGUUCUUGGGAACAAGAAUAUGUUGAUGACCUUCCUUCACAGGAGAAUGGGUUUGAUUGUGGCAUGUUUAUGUUAAAAUAUAUCGACUUUUAUAGCAGAGGUUUAAGUCUUUGUUUUGACCAGGAACACAUGCCAUAUUUUCGAUUAAGGACUGCCAAAGAAAUUCUGAAACUGAGAGCUGAUUGAUUGAAAGUGUGAACGUACUCUGUACAAGGGUAUGCCUGCUUUCAUAAACUUUUUUGGAAGGCUUUUACUAGUAGCUUUAAUGGUGUACAAAAAGCUUACUUCUGAUCAAAUAUUCCAAUAUAAUUACCAAGACAAAGUAUUGAUACGUUCAUAUAAAAGGCGAAAGCGGUUAAAUAUAAAUGCAAGCCAUUGAGAUUUUGUAGGGCAGUAGAACUUUGCUAGAAAGGGCCGUCUGUGAUUGGAAGUAAUAGGUGCUUUUUGUUUAUUUCCACCCCCCCCCCCCAAAGU
Messenger RNA from Hibiscus syriacus, 2203 nucleotides. RefSeq names its product ubiquitin-like-specific protease ESD4. Gene Ontology annotation, molecular function: deSUMOylase activity. The transcript has 9 exons. NCBI's taxonomy places the organism in Eukaryota, Viridiplantae, Streptophyta, Magnoliopsida, Malvales, Malvaceae. Gene Ontology annotation, biological process: protein desumoylation. The record is from RefSeq and is a predicted model, not a curated record. Bases 425 to 1915 code for a protein of 496 amino acids. Gene Ontology annotation, cellular component: nucleus.